AUGGCGGACGAGGAGGCGAAUCGGCAAGCGCAGGCGGAGGAGAUGGAGGCGCUGGAGGCGAUCUACGGCUCAGAUUGCUUCUCGUACUCGAGCGACGAGCACUGCUGCAGAAUAACCGUUCAACACCCCGAUUCAGUCACAUCCUUGGACAGUCACACCCACCAGCCCCCCUCCCUCACUCUCCUCGUCCACCUCCCCGCCGCCUACCCCUCCCACGCCGCCCCCGUUGCUGAGCUGGCACGCUACGAUUGGCUCCCGGACGAAGAGAGGAGCAGGUUGUGCUGCCAGCUGGAUAGAACGGCAGGGGGAGGCGGAGGGGGAGGGGGAGGCGGAGGGGGAGGGGGAGGGGGGGAAGGGGAGGGAGCACAUGCAGGGGAGGGGAGAGGGGAGGAGGAGACAACAGUACCUCUCAGUGGAGAGGUGGUGAUUUUCCAAUGGGUGGAAUGGAUAAAGGUGGGAGCAGCAGUGGGUGUGGCAGCACGCUCCGUGCUGGCAGAGCAGCAGGAGACGGAGAGAGAGGGGAGCAGCAUCUCAACCACCCUGAACCACUCCCAACCACUCCAACCAACCCCCAACGUGUGCAGGAGCAGCAGUGGGUGUGGCAGCACGCUCCUGCGGCGGGAUGUAGGGAGGGCGCUGGGCAUUGGGCAUGGAGGAGCGCUGUUGACAUCAUCUCACCUCCGUUCAGAGGGGGAUGUAGAGAGGGCGCUGGGCAUUGGGCAUGGGUUCCAUUUGCUGAGAGAAGAAGCCCACCUGGCACCCGUGGGCUCGCCUGCUGACGUGGCAGCGGUGAUGGACGUCCUUCUGGCCAAUCGCAAGAUAGCUGGCGCCACGCACAACAUCAUGGCCUAUCGGAUUGUGACAGCUGGCGCAAGCGGCAGCACUCAGGUCAUUCAGGACAACGACGACGAUGGGGAGGCAGCAGCAGGCGGCAGGUUGAUGCAUCUGCUGCAGAUUGUGGGGGCGGCUAAUGUGGUAUUGAGUAGAGACCUUGAGAAAGCAGCAGCAGGGGGCAGGUUGAUGCAUCUGCUGCAGAUUGUGGGGGCAGCGAACGUGGUGAGUGGAAGUGUGGUGGGGAGUGGUGUCACCCGGGGGGCAGUAGCAGGUGGUAGGUUGAUGCAUCUGCUGCAGAUUGUGGGGGCGGCUAAUGUGGUGAGUGAGGAGUAG
Closterium sp. Naga37s-1 is the source of this 1167-nucleotide messenger RNA. The record is from the annotation of a GenBank genome assembly. NCBI's taxonomy places the organism in Eukaryota, Viridiplantae, Streptophyta, Zygnematophyceae, Desmidiales, Closteriaceae.